AGACUCAGAGAGACCGGAGAAGAAGCAAAGAGAGAGAUUCUCCGGUGAUAACAUUGAAGCUGAGGAGCAAUGUAUCCGACUGGUCAACAGAUUUCGUUUCAGACCACUCCUUUGAAUGUUCAAGAUCCAACAAGGAUGAUGAAUUUGGGUCAGUCUUCACCAGUUUCAAGAAAUGAAACACAGAAUGGAGGAGUAGGAGGAGGCAUUGAUCAAGCUGAGUUUGCUAUGUUCAAUUCCAAGAGGCUUCAAUCUGAUCUUGAAGCUAUGGGUAACAAACUCAAACAGCAUGAGGAUAAUCUCAAGUUUCUUAAGUCACAGAAAAACAAAUUGGAUGAAGCAAUCGUCGACUUGCAAGUUCAUAUGAGCAAGCUUCAUUCGUCUCCUACUCCUAGAAGUCAAAAUUGUGAUAACAAUCUUCAGGGUGAAGAUGUUAAUGAACAGAUCCUUCGCCACGAAAACUCAGCUGCUGGAGUUUUAGGUCUGGUUGAGACUUUUCAUGGCGCGCAGGCUUCUCAGUUGAUGUUGACAAAAGGUGUUGUUGGUGUUGUAGCGAAGCUUGGGAAGGUCAAUGAUGAAAAUCUCAGCCAGAUUUUGGCGAAUUAUUUGGGGACUCGCUCCAUGUUGGCAGUUGUAUGCAGGAAUUAUGAAAGUGUUACGGCUUUAGAGGCUUAUGAUAACCAAGGCAACAUUGAUAGAAAUGCUGGCCUUCAUGGGCUUGGCGCUUCGAUUGGCAGAACCAUUGGAGGCAAUUUUGAUGCCAUCUGCCUUGAAAACCUGAGGCCGUAUGUUGGUCAGCACAUAGCUGAUGAUCUGCAAAGAAGGCUUGAUCUUCUGAAACCAAAAUUGCCUAAUGGUGAGUGUCCUCCCGGGUUUCUUGGAUUUGCAGUGAAUAUGAUACAAAUCGAUCCAGCUUACUUGCUCUGUGUCACAUCAUAUGGACAUGGUCUUCGUGAGACCUUGUUCUACAGUCUAUUCUCUCGCCUUCAAGUUUACAAAACAAGGGCCGAUAUGAUUAGUGCCCUCCCAUGCAUAAGUGAUGGUGCAGUAUCUUUGGAUGGAGGAAUCAUCAGGACACCGGGGAUCUUCAAUCUUGGAAACCGUGAUGAGGUGAAUGUGAGAUUUGCAAAGCCAACUGCUUCACGAACGAUGGACAACUAUAGUGAAGCAGAGAGGAAAAUGAAAGAGCUGAAAUGGAAGAAGGAGAAAACGCUGGAGGACAUAAAGCGAGAGCAAGUGCUUCGUGAGCAUGCUGUCUUCAACUUUGGCAAGAAGAAAGAAGAGUUUGUUCGAUGCUUGGCUCAGAGUUCAUGCACUAAUCAGCCAAUGAACACACCCAGAUGAAAAGAGAGCAAGCAAAGAAGCACGGAGCUCGGAGUUACAGUGACCCUUGCUUCUAAAGGAAUCCUAUUUUGACUAUAAGAACUUGUUUCCAGCUUAAUUUUUGAUAGAUUGCUUCCAUGGAAUGCAUCUAAUCUGAUGAUACUAGAUUUAAAUAAAUUUCCUUGAAGGGU
This is a messenger RNA of Arabidopsis arenosa, 1511 nucleotides long. NCBI's taxonomy places the organism in Eukaryota, Viridiplantae, Streptophyta, Magnoliopsida, Brassicales, Brassicaceae. The record is from the annotation of a GenBank genome assembly.